This is a messenger RNA of Cutaneotrichosporon cavernicola, 489 nucleotides long. RefSeq lists its product as uncharacterized. The record is from RefSeq and is a predicted model, not a curated record. Lineage: Eukaryota; Fungi; Basidiomycota; Tremellomycetes; Trichosporonales; Trichosporonaceae. The transcript has 2 exons. The coding region runs from base 1 to 489 and encodes 162 amino acids.
AUGUAUCCUUUUCUCUUCUCUUCUCAACCCAGUCAUCAAAGCAGUCACUUUCUCCAACCCACCAUGGCCCCAACAAACAUCACCGACCCAUACGCGUGCUCGUCGUUCCCGACUUUGGACGGGGCGACCAAGGCGCCUCCCGCCUACUGGCCGCCAACGCUCAACUCGACGUCGGGCCAACGCGCAUGCGUCGCGUUUCCCAACUACUAUAUGGUGGAAUGUUGCGGAACAGCUUCGCAGGCCGUACAUGACCCAAAGUGCGGAUGGGAGGUGUGUAUCUCAACAACGACGGAUGCCCAGUGGGAAGAAUGCUUCAAAAAGCUGGAUGCACAGAGGGGCAACGUCGCGAAUAAGGGGUAUACCUAUAAUUGUGCACAGCAGGCAACCAAGGAGAGUAGUAAAGUGGAUAACAAGAAGAGUGGCGCGAGGAGGGCCGUCGUUGGUGCCGCCGUGGUCGGAGCCGCCUGUGCUGCCCUCGCAGUGCUCUAG